Molecule: messenger RNA, 1782 nt
Organism: Rotaria sp. Silwood2
Lineage: Eukaryota; Metazoa; Rotifera; Eurotatoria; Philodinida; Philodinidae
Source: the annotation of a GenBank genome assembly
AUGAGCAGCAUAAAUCGAGAAAACAUUGCUAAUCGUAGUAGUUCCGAAAGAAAUGAAACUCGAACUCCUAAUACUUAUGGAAAUUCAUCUACAAAACCGCAACAAUUCGAUGAUUCAACUGUAAUUCGUCGAACAUUAGUCGAACGUGGUGUAAGACAAGUAGGUGAUAGUAAUACAGUAAAGGGUCCUUCGUCAACUGCUGCUGCUAUAACAGCUAUAGCUAGACAACAUGAUGAUGAACAACGUGAAUUACAAGAUUUAAAUGCUAAAUUUGCUAUUUAUUUGGAUCGUGUUCAAUAUUUAGAAGAUUAUAAUCAAAGAUUAUCUGCUGAUUUACAAAAUUUAAAACAAGAAUGGGGUGGAGAUAUGAGUCAAUUACAAGCUGCUUAUGGUCCACAAUUACAAGCACUUCGUCUUGCACUUGAUCAUGCUAUACGUGAUCAAGCAUUUCAAGAACUUCAAUUAAAACGACAUGAUUAUGAUAUAUGGAAUAUUCAAGAACAAAUAACAUCAAUUGAUGGUGGUUAUGAUACAUACAAAUUAAAUAUACUUAAACAAGAAUUAGAAGCAUCAAAUAUUGGAUUUGAUCAAUUAAAAAGUUUAUAUGAUAAAACAUUUAUUGAUUUAGAAAAUCUUAAAAAUCUUAUGAAUAAUUUACUUAAAGAAAUAGAUGGUUUAAAAACUGAAUUAGAUAAUGAACAAUUAGAACGUAUUAUGAUGGAAAAUGAAUUACAAACAUUGAAAGAACAUCUUGCAUUUCAAUGUUGUGUUUAUCAAAUACAACGAGAUGAUUUACUUUCACUUGCUACACCUAUUCUUGAUGUAUCAGCAUUUUAUCGUCUAGAAUUAGCUCAUGCUAUAUCUGAUAUACGACGAGAUUUUGAAGUACUUUUUCAAACACAAACAAAUGAAUUAGAAACAUAUUAUCGUAUCAAAACUGAACAAGUACGUCAAGAAAUUGAAGAAGAAAAUGAACGUAAACGUUUAUUAGCAAGUGAAGGUACUGUUGAAUUAAUGGAUACAGCACAUUUAACAUCAUCAUUACGUGAUGGUCAAAAUGAAUUAUUAUCAUUAAAAAAAUUAAAUAAAGAUUUACAAACAGACUUUGAUGCUAUUAUUGAUGAUUUAGAAAAAAUUCAAAAUGAACGAUUACGUGAAAAAGAAUCAUAUGAUAGAGAACUUAUAGUAAUUCGAGAACAAAUUGCUGAUAGACAAGAUCUUAUUGAUGCUAUUUUACAAAAUAAUAUAUCACUUCGUUUUGAAUUAUCAACAUAUAGAGGUCUAUUAGAUGCUGAAGAACAACAUUUAAAUAGAAUAUCACAAGAACCACAAACAAAUAGUUUAUCAUCAGGCUUAUCAUCAUUAUCUCCGAUUUCAAAAAUUUCUGAUGAAAAUCGUAAUAAUUUAGAAACAAAAAAAAUGACCGUACAAAAAACAGCACGAGGUCCAAUAUCAUUUGAUUCAGUUGAUUUAGAAAAUGAUUCAGUUAUAUUAGUUAAUGAAAGAUAUAGUGGUAGUGAACAAUCAUUUCGAAAUUGGUCAAUUCGUCGUCAAAUUGAUCAACAACCUGAAAUAAUUUAUCAAUUUCCAACAACAUUUUCUUUACGACCAAGACAAACAAUUCGUAUUUUUACAAAACGUAGUUCACAAUCAACUAAUUCACUUGGCGAUAAUUUAGUUGCUGAUAAAAUUGAUACUUGGGGUAUAGGUCAACAUAUGAUAACACGUUUAAUUGAUAAUAAUAAUGAAGAAAAAGCAAUUAUAACACAAAUAUUUCAAUAA